GUUCCAGUAAGGGAUGUUAAUUUCUCAUAUCUGAUUGGAAACAUGAGACAAAUUUUUCAUCACCUUUGAAACAGCUGAAGGUCUAAAAAGUAAACAGUUCCCACGAGCAGACGCUCCGGGUGCUAUUUCUGUUGAAUAAUUUCUUGAAAAGCAUGUGCAGCUCUAAUCUUUUUAAGAUUUCAUGAUAAAAAUUCCAAUUUCUGAGAAGUAAGAGGCCUGCUUAAGUUAUCUUGCACUUCAGUUAUUUCACUCCAAGUUCAUGAUUCUCUGAAUUUGAUCUUAAUGGGUCUAUUGGACAAGCUUGUGACCCUUUUUGGUUUACGCAAACAAGAAGUAAAAGUAUUGGUCGUGGGAUUGAACAACAGUGGCAAAACUACUGUUCUAAAUCAUUUCAAAGCUGAAGAUGACAAGUCUACAGAGAUCGUUCCUACAGUUGGCUUCAACAUCGAGAAAUUCAAAAACCAAAAUGUCGGCUUCACUGCGCUGGACAUGUCCGGUCAGGGCCGCUACCGCGACCUGUGGGAGUUCUACUACAAAGACUGCCAGGGCAUCAUCUUCGUGGUGGACUCGAGCGACCGGCUGAGGCUGGCCGUGGUGCGCCACGAGCUGGACCUGCUGCUGCAGCAUCCGGACGUGGCGGGGCGCGCGCUGCCCAUCCUCUUCCUGGCCAACAAGAUGGACCAGCGCGACGCCCUGUCGUCCGUCAAGAUCGCGGCCGGGCUGGGGCUGGACCGCAUCCUGGACAAGCCGUGGCACAUCUGCGCCUCCAACGCCGUGACGGGCGAGGGGCUGGAGGAGGGCGUCACGUGGUUCACCCAGCAGGUCCGCCAGGUCGGCCAGCCGGGCAACCGGCCCAGCCGAGGAGGGCCUCUGGCCGCCGCCAAGUAGAUAGUCACUCUGUCACUCAGUGGCGUGCGCACAAAUUUUGAAAGGGAGGGGUCAGGCCAUGCUUUUUGCCUACUUACAGGGGGAAAGUGACGCAAUUUGCCUACCUUCCUGGCGGCUUCUAGUGGCCAAUGGGGGGGGGGAGCAUGACCCCCCCCCUCCCGCGCACGCCACUGCUGUCACUCCGUCCGUUUUCUUUCUAUUUUUUUGAACUUUUUUAUUUUUAAUUUUUGACACAUUGUUUCACGUUCGACUUUAUUUUGUGUUUUUGAGUGCACAGACUGACGUUUCUUUUGCAAUUUUGAAUAAUAUGUUAUGUGAUAUUGUUCUCACAUUUGUCUGAAUACCAUUAGUAUAUUCUUGACGUUUCCAUCUUACUCUUUAUGCACCUCACUAUGUAAUUUGUGAUUGGACUAUUGAUCUCACAGACUCCGUCCUUUUAAAGAAACCUGUGGUGGUACUAUUUAUUUUCUAGUCCUUGUACCAAGAUGAUGUGAUACUUUUUCUAAAAAAAAAAUACUGUCAUGUAACUACACAUUUUUGUGUAAUAAAAUGUAUUUCAGAAGUGGAGUAACUGAAAGUUACUGAAUGUCCGAUCUGUUCCAAUUCUUCAUCAAUAGGACUGUUGACU
Molecule: messenger RNA, 1516 nt
Organism: Thrips palmi
Lineage: Eukaryota; Metazoa; Arthropoda; Insecta; Thysanoptera; Thripidae
Gene: Arl6
Product: ADP-ribosylation factor-like protein 6
Exons: 3
Coding region: 283-888 (201 amino acids)
Biological process (GO): cilium assembly; vesicle-mediated transport; intracellular protein transport
Cellular component (GO): cytoplasm; axoneme
Molecular function (GO): GTPase activity; GTP binding
Source: RefSeq, a predicted model, not a curated record